AUGUCGUUCGUCGUCUUAUCCCCUCACGCGACCUCCACCCACUCCCUUCCCCUCCCUCCCGCCGACAACACCGCAUCAGCCUCGGCGCCCGCAGAUUCUUCCAGGACACGUCGAAACGUCCCUCGGCGGUCUCGCAAUCAGCCUCAGCCUUCUCCUGCCCCGACAGUCGCCAGUGCGUCAACGAACGUCUCGACUCGAUCUCGCUCCCGCAAAUCUAAUUCGGUCGGUCGCAGCCAGAACGGCGUCUCACCGGACAAGGCUACACAGGGUGACUCGGGCUUCAGCACCCCUGCUCUAGACAGGACGACCGCCAAUGUGGACGCAGAGGACGUGGACGCCGCGGGGGAUGAGGAAGGAGAGGCGUCCAAUUCAACCUGGGUCCCGCCGCCUCGUUCGCGUCAGCCGAGCAAUGGCAGCGCGACUGCAACUCAGCCAAGGAUCCGCUUGACUUUCGGCAAGAAGCGGAAGGCUGUUGAGGAGGAACCUAAGGAGACAGCUCAGCCAGAGCCGGACGAAGCCGCGCCGACCAUCGCCCAAGAGGAGGAUCCGCCCUCGGCGCCUACCGUAGUCCAGCGGGACUUUGCCAAGCACAUCGCUGCACUGGAUGCCGGGCCCGACGCCGAACGACAAAUGAGAUGGAACAGGGGCUUGUUCUCGCCCGACCCUAUGGACAUCAUCGGUACCAUGAGCAGUCCGGAAUCGGAACCGGUCCGCCUGUCGUCCCUGCACGACCGGAAGCCGGAGAACGAGGCAAAUGGUGCGAGUGAGUUUCGAGCUCGAUGGGAUGCCAUCUUUGACCCCGAACUUCCUUUCCUCGAGACACAAGCCGAGCCCGACGGCGGCGCAUCCCUUGGAGAAGACUUGUCCUCCUUCCUCCCGUCCGCUGACCCUGCAGCGAAGCGCCGCCGAGGCUCUACAGAUCCAUUGACCGAGCCGGACGAUGAGGCACAGGCUAUGCCAGAGCAGGGGGCGGAGAAUGGGGCGGAGGGGCCGGAGGUUGGCGUGGAGCAUGGGGUGGAGCACGGAGUGGAGAUUGCCGCGGAGAAUGGGAUGGAGAAUGGGGUGGAGAAUGGGACGCCGGCGCCAGAGGAGCUUACUGGAAAGCGGGCGCCGAGAAAGAAGCGCAAGUGGCUGAAGAAGGGUGAAAGUGAGGCAAUCCGGGCACACGAAAUGCAGGGACAAGCUGACUUGGUAGUCGAUCCGGAUGAUACCCAGGCGGUUGCGAGGCAGAGAGAGAGGCAUGAGAUGAUAGACCAGGCGAUUGCGAACCUCGACAUGCAGUACCAGAUGGUGGAAGAUGAGACCCACAUCCAGCUGCUUCAGCUCUGGGAGGAGCUUGAUCGGCGUCGGGAUGUGCAAUUUGAAAGGCUUGAUGCGCGUCAACAGGCGGUGCUGAAGGAACUUACCAUUGUCGCCAAUCACGAGGAGCGGAGUCACAUUGAGACGUGGGACUUCACGAGGGACAAGAUCCGGCGCGAUUUGGUCCAAUCAAUAGCCGCCAAAAAGCGGAAACUCGACGGCGAAAAGGCCAUGUUCAAGCGGCAGCCCACGGACUACCCUCUUUCUCGCGCCGGACCGGGCGGAGGCGGAUGGAAGAUCUACGACGAGCACCUCAUGAGCGAGAAAAACACGCCGCUCGUACCAACCUUCCUCGGUGGCAAGGUCCGCCAGCGCCGAGAUCUCAGCUCUCGCCCCUCCCUGUUGGACCCGGCCAGCAUCGCUGAGGAUCUGGUGAUAUACGACGUGCGCCAGCCAAAGAAGGUAAAAUCUUCCGAGGGGUCCGCUCCCCAACCUGCGGCUUCAUCCUCGUCAGCCAAUCCCCCGUCCGGAUGGAAGAACCCCGUCGCUCCCUCGUCAAACUGGUCCGGCUCCACCGCAGCCCCAAAGCCUGCUCCGCAGCACAGCUCGGGCAUGCCUUCUUCAUCACACGGUGGCGGACCUCCAUCGGUAGCGCAGUACCCGCCCGGGUCUCGUCGUGACGAUCGGCCUCAGCCGCUACCCCCAACGUCCAGGGAGAUUCAGCAUGCGGCGGGUCGGCAUCGGUAUCACGGCGAGUACCAUCCCGGGAACAGCUCAAGUUCAGCUGGGUACAUGCGUCCGCCUGCACCGCCUGGCCAAUCCUCCUCUUCUCGCCCGAGUACUACUCUGGCUCAGCUGCCUCCUCGCGCGCCGGUACCUAGCGGAUCCGCCCUUGGCGCGUCACGGAAUGGUCUGCCUACCCAUGCGGACCGUACGAGCCAUGCACCGGUCGGUACGAGAUGGAACUCGUCCGUCCCACCUGUCCCGACCUGGGAGCAGCGGCACGGGAGUCAGCCGCCCUCGUCGCAGCAAACCAGACCGCAGCAGAACGGCGCUCCUCCGUCUUCCCAGACUCCCCAGCAACCUCCAUCGAGUCAUGCACCCCGGACUAUGCAUGGCUGGACGCCAUAUGGGGACCGGAGCGGGUCUACUGGACGGCGAGAAUCGGGCUCAGGCGAUCAUCCCAGCGGAUUCGGAUAUCCUGGCUCAUCCGCCACACCGGAACGGCAGUUGGAUCCGCGUCGGCCAGAGAGUCAUUCCAAUACCCCGUCCGGACCGCCCCACUUGGCCCAGCACCCUGGUAGCGCUAGCUCGCGGCCCCAACUUGCUCACGGGAACAGCGGUCCCCCUCUCCCUGCUCAGCCUCAAUCGCAGCCGCCACCCAACCGGGCACCUCGGCCCCUGCACGGCGAGCCGCCGUAUAAUGAUCGGAAUGGAUCGAGCGGGCGUCGGAUGAGCACUACCGAUCGUCCGGGCGGCUAUGCGUUCCUUCCUCCCGCUGCGUCAUCUGCAAGCGGAAUGCCGAGUCACGCAUACUACCCACCUCGGACGGACCCCGCACCCCCAGGCAGGUCGGCGCAUCAACGUACUCCCGACGACCACCGGCCGCGCGCGCAGACAGCAGGACUCGUCUCUGGACCCGAGAUGUACACGCCCAGCAGACACCUUGAGGGCGUCUGGACGUCCCGGACGGACUUUGGCGACCGGGCAGAUAGGCGGCAAUUACCCGUUCACGAGGCACCUCGGCCUCCGGUGAUGGGUACGCCACCCCCAUUGCAGCAGGUACCGCAGCCUUCUAGUACCGGUGGGGCGCCUCCUCAGGUGGCGCUGGGCGGACCGUCUAGGCCUGGAGGGUCGUCGACUUUGCCUCAGACUGCGACGGCGGUCACGCCGGGAGCGAGCGGAGAAGGGAGUCAGGCGGGGCCGAGCGGGGGAAGUGGGGCGAUGGCGGGGCGGUAG
Molecule: messenger RNA, 3258 nt
Organism: Dioszegia hungarica
Lineage: Eukaryota; Fungi; Basidiomycota; Tremellomycetes; Tremellales; Bulleribasidiaceae
Exons: 4
Coding region: 1-3258 (1085 amino acids)
Source: RefSeq, a predicted model, not a curated record